AUGAAAACCCCAUAUCCAGAGAAUCGAGCACUCGUCCCAGGACCCUCAGUCGUCAGCAACAUAGUUUCUUUUCGAGUGCAUGCUCCAAGUAGUGGCUCAUUCCUCCUUGAUAUUUUCGCCAACUCAGUAACUCCUAAGGAGUAUCUAACAGGAGAACCAAUGAAAUUUAAGAGCGUAUGUAAAUUUAAAAUAUCUUGUGAAGAUCUACAAACAGUAAUGGUACCGUUACCUGACUGUGCGAGUGGUGAAUGGGGUCCUACCAAAGCAACCAGGUUAUUCGGACUCAUUCCAAUAACACAUCAGGAAGCAUUAAUAUUUGCUGGCCGUGAACUAGAAAUCCAGUUCAGAAUGUCAAGACAGUUAACUGAUUUUAUGGCGACUUUACAUAAAAACGGAAUAGAAGAAAAACGUUUAUCGAAGUUCGUUUCACACAGCAUUACUGAUGAAGAUAUUGUUACCUUUUCACUUUCCUUUCCAGAAGAAGGACAAUAUGGCCUGGAUAUUUACACAAGAGAAUACAGCAGUAGUGGCAAUUCAGAAAAGCAUUUGUUAACACAUUGUUGCAAAUACCUUAUAAAUAGCUCAAAAAGAAAUUAA
Nezara viridula (southern green stink bug) is the source of this 597-nucleotide messenger RNA. The record is from the annotation of a GenBank genome assembly. Lineage: Eukaryota; Metazoa; Arthropoda; Insecta; Hemiptera; Pentatomidae.